AUGAGGAAGGAGUAUUUUGAGGUCACAUGGGCAAGCUUGAGAUGCAUGGUGGAGCCAUCAUUUGGGGAGAGAUCAGUGAUCAACCACAAAGAUUACUUCACAAAUGGCAACAUUGUCACAUCUACAGCAAUUGGCAUUACUGAAACUGAAGUAUUGACAGCCGACGGCCAUUCCAUUCCUUAUGACUAUCUCGUCAUUGCCACAGGCCACAAGGAUCCUGUCUCAGAAACCAAGGCCGGGAGACUUAAGGAAUUCCAAGCAGCAGAAAAUGAAAAGAUUAAGUCUGCUCAGUCCAUUUUGAUUGUUGGCGGCGGCCCAAGUGGUGUUAAGCUUGCUGGGGAGAUUGCUGUUGAUUUCCCAGAAAAACAGGUUACUCUGGUGCAUAAUGGACCAAGGUUGCUGGAAUUUAUUGGGCCAAAAGCUGCGGAUAAGACACUAAAGUGGUUUGCAAGGAAGAAAGUUGAAGUGAAAUUGGAGCAAAGCGUGGAUUUGAACUCUGUUACGAAUAGUAAUGGUUGCAAAAUAUAUCAUACCACAGCUGGAGAAACUAUCCAAGCAGAUUGCCAUUUCUUAUGCACAGGGAAACCACUGGCUUCAGCAUGGCUUAAGGAUACCAUGUUGAAGAAUAAGUUGGAUGAUCAGGGAAGGUUGAUGGUUGAUGAGCAUCUAAGGGUCAAAGGUCUGAACAAUAUAUUUGCAAUUGGAGAUAUUACUGACAUUGCAGAUAUCAACCAAGGGGUGGCAGCACAAAACCAUCCUUUAUUGGCAGCCAAUAAUUUGAAGCUAUUGAUGGGAGGGAAAGAAGGAAAAAUGUCCAGUUAUAAACCAGGUGCAGCAAUGGCAAUUGUUUCACUGGGAAGAAGAGAUGCUGUAGUCCAAUUACCAUUUGGAAGCAUGAUUGGCAGAUUUCCUGGUUUGAUCAAAUCCAAAGACUUGUUUGUGGGGAAAGCAAGGAAGGAUAGGGGUGUAUAG
Dovyalis caffra is the source of this 972-nucleotide messenger RNA. Lineage: Eukaryota; Viridiplantae; Streptophyta; Magnoliopsida; Malpighiales; Salicaceae. The record is from the annotation of a GenBank genome assembly.